AUGACCGUCGUCUUCCCCGGCACAGAAAUCCGGCUACCGGAGACGUCCUCCGCCAUCACAUUUGGACCGGGCAUCACCGCCUCGACCUCGCGCGCCGCCGACGUCGCGGGGCCGUCCGAGCCUGUGUACACGGCCACUCGCGCCGGCGUCCUCUCCUCCACUAAGGGCAAGGACAAGAGCGAGAGCGUCUGGAUUUCUGGCAAGUCGAAACGAUACAUCCCCGCUCAGCGUGAUCUUGUUCUCGGUACCAUCAUUGCCCGCCAUGCUGAGGGAUACCGAGUAGACCUCGGCAGCGCGCACAUGGCGAGCCUAGACGCCCUUGCCUUCGAGGGCGCGACCAAGAGGAGCAAGCCCAACCUGAAGCCUGAGAUUGAGUGUGUCGACCCCGCCACCGGCAAGGCCGAGGGAUUCGGAGAGCUCAAGGGUGGACUGAUGGUGGAAUGCUCGCUGCAGCUCUGCAGGCACCCAAAACACCCCUUGCUGCCUGCGCUCGCCGCACACAUUCCGUUCGAGACCGCUAUUGGGCUCAACGGAAGGGUUUGGUUCAAGACGGAGCAGGUCGGGCAGACGAUCGCCCUUCGCCGAGUGAUCGAGGCAGUUGAUGCAGGAGAGAUCGAGAUGGACAAGUCGAGCAUUGACAAGGCGGUCAAGCAGUUCAUGGCCACGCAUUGGGCCUUCGUCCCCCACCUUGCGCACACCGUCUUGGGCGGGCUGGAACAUGGACGCACAGAAGGCCCAAUGAGGAUCGGCGCGGUUUACGUAAAGUACCUUCCAGCCAGAUGGGUGCAACGGUACCUCCUCACGUACACGUCCAAGCCGAUCGGUGAUCCUUCCCCCACCAAGAAGCUGGAGGUUCAGGCCGAGGAAGACGAUCUCGCCAAGCAGAAUGCGGCUCUCAAGUCAUCCGACGGGGACAUGGUCGGCAAGCUCAUCAUCCGGCGCACGUUUGACAAGUCCAAGGAUGCUUUGACUUUCAUGGGCCAGCCCGUCAACUCGCUCACCGCCACCGUCGACCCGCCCAAGGCCGACCAACAAACGAUGGCUGGUCGCGCCGCCCAGGCCUACCGCCAACUCGCUAGCGCCCCGACUACGACUUCCACCGAUCACUACCACUGCGUUCUCAAGGGCGAAGUGCUCUACAUCUAUGACAACGACACAGACGACAAGGAGUGCCUCGCGGCAAUUCCGAUGAACAAGUACAACGUCGAGAUUGAGGACAAAAAGGGCAAGUUUGACGGCAUGGAAGGUAAAUUCUUCACGAAGAGGCACUCAAUCGUGCUUCGUUAUGCCGAUACCAAGCGCAAGGGUCUUCCCGUUCUCGCCAAGGGCAUGAGCAGCGAGAGCAACACCCAGACCAAGGAAGCGGAGAAGGCUCCCAUGGAGGAUUGGUACUUUUCGCUGCUCAACGUCGCCGCCAACAAGGCUCGCCAUGAUCGCGUAUUUUCGCUUUCGCACAUGAAGUGGCUCUGCGAACGUGUUCAGUCACAGCCCGACCCGAGCGGUCUGCAGUGGCUGAAUGCAAUGCUCGGCCGCAUCUUCCUCGGAGUGAAUCACACCGCAAAGGUUGAACAGAAGCUGUCGCUCAUCAACCCACCCAUCGUUGGCCCUCUGCGCGCCACCGAGGUCAACAUUGGAAACAUCCCGCCUAUCCUGUCGAAUGCGAUGCUGAAGGAGAUGAAGCCCAACGGCGAAAUAAUAUUCGAAGCUCGCAUCGACUACCAGCUGCCUGCCGAUCUGGACAGCUCGUGCGGCCGCGCCACGAUUGAGGCGACCAAGCUCGGCUUCAACGCUAUUGUUGCCGCCCGUAUGCGAGGUCUGAGUGGAAAUAUCCGCAUCGUGAUUAAGGGUCCGCCGAGUGAUCGCAUCUGGUGGUGCUUCACGGAGCAGCCCAAGAUGGAUCUUGACAUCGAGCCCGUCGUUGGUCCUAGGGCGAUCAAGUGGGGAACGCUUCUCAGCUUCAUUCAAAAGAAGAUGCGCGAGGGAAUGGCCGAGGCGAUCGUCGCGCCUAACAUGGACGACGUGCCCUUCUUCCACACCGACGGCCUCGAUGUCCGUGGCGGAAUCUUCAACGUCGCGUCUCGUGCUUCCGCCAAGGCAAAGGAGGAAGAGGAGGAUGAGAAGCCCUCAGAUGAGGAAACCGAGGAAGACACCGACACCCCCUCCACCCUUCGUCAGCGCAAUGGUAAGGCCCCUGUCCGCCAGAACACUGCGAUGCCGACUGCUGGGGAUGACUGGGCUGAGCGUCAUGCAAUGCAACGCUCCGAGACUACUCCGAACCUCACCGCUCGCAAGAGCAAGCCAAAGCCUACCAGGUCGUCUCUCGGCAAGUCUGUGACGCCGUCGCUCCAGAGCUCGACGUCGACUGAAGCAAGCCAUUUCGAGAUCGACAAAGCCGAUAAGCCGCCCCCUUCCGUGCACUCGACAACCGACCGUUCUGACACUCUUUCGACCUCUACUGCCUCUGUGCACAGCACUGAUCCGCCGUCGCCUGUGUCACUUGCGACAAGUGGCUCCACUCGCGACCGCAGCGUCAGCAACGUCAGCAUCGAAUCCGACCCUAGCAAGCUCACGAGUGCUGCUAUCCUGAACGCAGUCCGCGCUCGAGACACCGCUACCAUCGAGGCUCAAGUCAGCGUGGCGAAGCAGAGCGUGAAGAAGUGGGGAGUCAACCUCAUGAAGAAGCGCAAUAAGAAGCACGGUCAUGAGGAUGGCGAUGAGAUGAGCUCCCUGCACUCGACUCCCUCUGUGGCCGAGAUCCACGCCCCCGCCCCCCGCCACGAUGGUCGCUCGCUGCAGGAACGUUUGAACGCUGCGGCUGCGAACGCUCGUGACCACCAACGUACACCCUCCGCCGCAAGCACUCUUUCUAAGUCAUUUGAGAAGGAUUCAUCGCCUCAUCACUCGUCGACGCCGCCGUCCACGAUCGUGGCAGACGCUCCCACACCGUCCCCGGAAACGUCGACCCCCGCUGAGGUCGGAUCGAUUGCCUCUCCGGUUCCUUCUGUCAAGUCUCAGCCCGCUUUGGAGGUGCCCAGCCGCAAGGACACUCCUAGCAGCGACACCAAGUCUGUGGCAUCGUCCGCCUCGGCGAAGACGCAGCCGGCCCUGGAUGUGCCGGACUCUGAAGCCACCCACUCGAUUACGCCGCCCUCUCCUGGGCCGCACAGGAUUCAGCGCCACGAUUCUGACCCGCUGAAUGCUUCCUCCCAUCACGACGCGGCAUCCGACUCGGAGCGUGUGAGCAAGCCUUCCGCCCCGAAGAAGCCGAGCAGCGGGGAGCACGACCUGGCCCACAUGUUCAAGAGUGCCGGCGACUCGAUUGGGGAGACGGAGUAA
This is a messenger RNA of Trichosporon asahii var. asahii CBS 2479, 3336 nucleotides long. Its product is annotated as endoplasmic reticulum protein. Gene Ontology annotation, cellular component: cytoplasmic exosome (RNase complex); nuclear exosome (RNase complex). Lineage: Eukaryota; Fungi; Basidiomycota; Tremellomycetes; Trichosporonales; Trichosporonaceae. Gene Ontology annotation, biological process: exonucleolytic trimming to generate mature 3'-end of 5.8S rRNA from tricistronic rRNA transcript (SSU-rRNA, 5.8S rRNA, LSU-rRNA); U4 snRNA 3'-end processing; nuclear polyadenylation-dependent rRNA catabolic process. Gene Ontology annotation, molecular function: RNA binding; lipid binding. The record is from RefSeq and is a predicted model, not a curated record. The coding region runs from base 1 to 3336 and encodes 1111 amino acids. The transcript is spliced from 7 exons.